UCUGCGCGGGACCAAGCGGGAACCGCCGCGCGGCGACUGUGGAAGCGCGGGGCGGCGGCCGACAUGUUCCAGGGCGCGGAUGGCCAACCUGGCGAGUUGAACUCCAGAUCCAUGAAGCCCCCCGGAGGAGAAUCAAGCGAUCUUUUUGGAAAUCCAGAAGAAGGUAUUCCUUCAAGCAAGCCUAAUAGGAUGGCAUCUAAUAUUUUUGGACCAACUGAAGAACCUAAAAACAUACCCAAGAGGACAAAUCCUCCAGGAGGCAAAGGAAGUGGGAUCUUCGAUGAAUCAACUCCUGUGCAAACUCGACAAUAUCUGAAUCCCCAGUCACUGCCACUGUGCCUUUGGCACAUCCAAACAAGCCCAAGCUUUACAGAUGUUUCACAGAGAGGAGCAGUUAGAGGAGGGACCAGAGCAUCCCGGUUUAUCCCCACAAUGUAUAUCUUGGCAGUUUAG
This is a messenger RNA of Grammomys surdaster, 453 nucleotides long. It is a transcript of the gene Jpt2, whose product is annotated as Jupiter microtubule associated homolog 2. Gene Ontology annotation, cellular component: nucleus. The coding region runs from base 64 to 453 and encodes 129 amino acids. Lineage: Eukaryota; Metazoa; Chordata; Mammalia; Rodentia; Muridae. The transcript is spliced from 4 exons. The record is from RefSeq and is a predicted model, not a curated record.